Rotaria sp. Silwood1 is the source of this 525-nucleotide messenger RNA. The record is from the annotation of a GenBank genome assembly. NCBI's taxonomy places the organism in Eukaryota, Metazoa, Rotifera, Eurotatoria, Philodinida, Philodinidae.
AUGGAUAAUUAUGAUAUUCUUCGUCAUUUGGAUUUAGUUGGUCGUUCACUUUGUCCAUCCAAACCAUUUUUUUUUUGUCAAGCUGAAUAUGUUCCUGAAAGAAAAGAUUUGUGUAAAGAAUAUGAUGGUCCAAUUGAUGCUUAUCAAAUUGACAAAUAUGGAAAUUUAGGCAAUCUUAAAUAUACAUUUUCAAUAAAAUGUUUUGUGAAUUAUUUAGCUUGUCAUGACAAUGAAAGAUUACUACAUGAUAUUGGUAAAAAAGAUUCGGAUGCUUUUAUUAGAAUGACAAUAGCUAUUAUUCUUUUAUUUACAUCGAUUGGAAUUCCAAUGAUUCGGCAAGGAGAUGAACUUGGUGAAGACAGAGAAUUAGGCCAUAAUCAGGUGGAAAAAACAUGUUUUUCAAUGCUAUGGGAUAUACUUGAAAAAGAUUUUAAUGUUCAUCUUUUAAAUACAUUUAAACAUUUAAUAAAACUUCGUCAUUCAAAUAAAUCUCUUCGAGAAGAUCCAAUCAUUUUUUUUUCAUGA